Molecule: messenger RNA, 3126 nt
Organism: Xenopus laevis (African clawed frog)
Lineage: Eukaryota; Metazoa; Chordata; Amphibia; Anura; Pipidae
Gene: anos1.S
Product: anosmin 1 S homeolog
Exons: 14
Coding region: 108-2147 (679 amino acids)
Biological process (GO): neuron differentiation
Cellular component (GO): cell surface; extracellular region
Molecular function (GO): peptidase inhibitor activity
Source: RefSeq, a predicted model, not a curated record
UGUAACAGAAUGAGAGUUGAAAGAUUGAAGUUUCUUGUUUAGUUUCUCAGUGUUAAAGCCUGUGACACAUUCUCCCGGCCAUUCAUUUGUUCAUUACCUGCUGGAACAUGAGGCUGAGGGAGUGCGGCUGCUGCUGCUCUUUACUCUCCUUUAUCCUGUGGAUUUAUUCUCUUUCUGCUUCUCUUUCUGCUGCUGCCGCCGCUGCUGCAUCUGGUGACAAACAGGACGAGUCGCUGAGUAUUUCCAGAGGCAGAUGCACAUCCAGGUGUCUGAGUCUCCACAUCACUCGCAUCUCUCAAUACUUCAAGCACUUCCAGAAUAAUGGCUCCCUGAUUUGGUGUCAGAAUCACAAGCAAUGUUCUAAGUGUUUAGAACCCUGCAAAGAAACGUGGGAUUUGAGAAAGAAAAACUGCCAUAAUCUCUGCGAGCCGCUUUUCCCCAAGAAGCACUAUGAAUGCUUAACCAGCUGCGAGUUCCUGAAAUCGGUUUUGUCGGUGAAGCAGGGAGAUUGUCCGGCUCCAGAGAAAGCCAGUGGCUUUGCGGCCGCUUGCGUUGAAAGCUGUGACUCUGAUAUUGAGUGCUCAGGGGUGAAGAAGUGUUGUUCCAAUGGAUGUGGCCAUACGUGCCAAGUUCCGAAAAAUCUGUACAAAGGUGUCCCUUUAAAGCCUAGGAAAGAGCUUACCUUUGAUGAACCACAGCCUGGACAUCUGGAGAUUAAAUGGUCUUCUAAAUUUAAUAUUUCGGUUGAGCCAGUGAUCUAUGUUGUACAAAGGAGAUGGAACUAUGGCAUCCACCCAAGUGAGGAUGAUGCAACGUCCUGGCAAACAAUGGCACAGAUAACUGAUGAACGAGUACAACUGUCCGACAUCAGACCAAGCAGGUGGUACCAGUUCAGAGUGGCUGCUGUCAAUGUCCAUGGAACACGAGGUUUUACAGCACCAAGUAAACAUUUUGGUUCUUCUAAAGAUCCUUCACCCCCAGCAGCACCAACAAAUCUCAGGAUCUCCAAUUUAACUACAAACAAUGAGGGGACUGUGUCCGUUAGGAUCACGUGGGAUUUCCCAGAAGAGCCCGAUAUCCCUGUGCACCAUUAUAAAGUCUUCUGGAGUUGGGCAACUAACAGCAAAUCUGUCAGCCCGGCUAAAAAGAAAAGAAGAAAGACAACAGAAGGGUCUCAGAAGUCGGUGGCUUUGGAAGGUCUCCAAGCAAAUAGCAACUAUAUGGUUGAACUUCAAGCAAUCACAUACUGGGGACAAGUGCGUCUAAAAAGUGGCAAGGUCUCACUCUACUUUUCCACUAGCCCCCCAAGCACAAGCCAGGAUCAAGUAUCAAAAAUAAGCAAAAUCAAGACAGACAUUUUAGCUGUGCCCCAAAGGAAGCGCAUGGCUCGCAUGCUGGAAAUCGGCGCACCUUUCUACCAAGACAAUCAGCUGCAGGUCAAAGUCUACUGGAAAAAGACAGAAGAUUCAAUGUUAGGACUGUACCAUGUCCAGUGGUUUCCUGAAUCAUGCACUCAUAAUGAGACCAAAGGACCUGAAAAAGCAUUGACUCAAGAUCAUCAUAUAGUGCUACCAGCCCUGUUGUUUUCCUGCAAAUACAAAGUUACUGUACAUCCAGCAAGACUCAAAGAUCAUUUAAAAUCUGAAAGUAUUUUCUUUACAACACCUCCAUGUUCAACACUGAAAGGGAAGACCCAAAAACAAAUCAAUUGUCCAUCUGACACAGCUCCACUUGUCUACAAAGUACUUGCAAAACCCGAAAACCUUUCUGCAACUUUCAAUGUACAAGAGGGUAAUAUCACUGGCUACUUUUCUUGGCAACUCUCCAAAGUCAAUCUUCAUCAACCUAUGACAGGCUUUCAAGUCACAUGGGCAGAGGUAACAACCGAGAGCCGACAGAACAGUUUGCCAAACAGCAUUAUUUCUCAGUCGCAAAUAUUGCCAGCGGAUCAUUAUAUGCUGACAGUUCACAAUCUAAGACCAUCAAUGCUUUAUAAAUUGGAAGUUCAGGUACUGACAACGGGAGGAGAAGGUCCAGCAACAAUAAAAUCUUUCCAAACACCAGAUGUCCUGUCCCCUUUACCUCACCGGCUUCAUCUUAAACAUCACCGUCCUCACCACUACAAACCAUCUCCAGACAAGUACUGAACUCAUACUGAAUCAAACUCAUCUUAAAAAGAAAUUGUGCAUGAAAGGAAUUCAGGAAGAAACGAUGGGAGUCAUUCAUGAGAAGAUCAUGGGUUGACGGCUGAAUAAUUGUAUCUUCAGCUAUGACUUCUAGUCAGUUCCCAGUAUGCAAUGUGUAGCACCUCCUUCCAACAUACUGAAGGUUACUACUCCUGUCUCCCUUAUAUUUGAAUGAGACUUUCACAGUGCAAUCUUAUUUCACAACGAAUAAUGUCAGUAGUUUAUCUGUUUGUGAAUACUACAUUUUGUAUAUAUGACGUAAAUGUUUCAUAAAAGAAUUUUUCAGGAACUGAAAGUGAAAGCAAUAAUAUACCUGAAUAUCAUAGACACAGACUUAAGUAUUGGCAUUGGUGCAUUCCAUGAUGGCCUAAAUGCAAUAAUAGGGGUGACAGUUAAAUUCUUUGAUUUUAUGAUACACGGCCGAGUGUAAUGAUCACUACAUGCCACAACAUUGUUUAUUGAAUGCAGUUUUAUGCAAUAGAUAAAUUGGAAGACAUUGAGACACACGUAUGUUGAGUUACAGACAAAUGGACAUUUCUGUGAUGCGUUAUCGUUGGGUUGAGCUUUAAACUAAGGCAAAAUAUAAAGCUUAAAUAUAAAAAGAGAUUACUAGUUAGUGUUUUGGUGAUAAACCCAUGUAUACAUAGAUAUAUAGUUGAACGUCUCUCCUUUUCAAUUGUCACUACUAUUGUGUUACUACUAGCAAUUAUAUAUAGGCCCAAGCUUAAUAUAUAGGCACCCGAGGACCAUCCCCUAAAAGCUGCCACCAUAGACACAGGCUCUCGGGUGCCUAUAUAUAAAUACGGCCCUCCUUGUUUCCCAGAAUUCUUUGUCUUGGUUGAGAACCACGGGGAAUGCUAAAGCUGGCCAUAGACUCAAAGAUCCGCUCGUUUGGCGACAUCGCUAAACGAGCGGAUCUUUCCCCCGAUAUGCCACUAAC